UCCUUGCUUGCAAAGCAUCAAAUCAUUCCAAAACAAAAAACCCUUUAUUUGAUCUUCAACAUAUUCUUCUUUUGUCUUCUUAGUUUACAACGUAAUUCAACUAUUAUAUUAUCUUCUCACACAGACGGAAACAGAAACAGAAACAGAAACCAAGCAAGAUGGACAAGAAAAAGAAGAAAGAAGUUAUUCGAUUGGAACGUGAAUCUGUCAUUCCCAUUCUCAAACCUAAGCUUAUCAUGACUUUGGCCAAUCUCAUUGAGCAUAGUUCUGACCGGUCUGAGUUUCUAAAGCUUUGCAAGAGAGUUGAGUACACAAUUAGAGCGUGGUAUCUUCUCCAAUUUGAGGAUUUGAUGCAACUAUACUCCCUCUUUGACCCUGUAUCUGGCGCCCAGAAAUUGGAGCAGCAGAACUUGUCACCUGCCGAAAUUGAUACACUUGAACAGAAUUUCCUGACGUACUUAUUUCAGGUGAUGGAAAAGAGUAAUUUCAAAAUAACAACUGAUGAUGAAAUUGAUGUUGCACUUUCAGGGCAGUAUCUUCUAAAUCUUCCCAUCAGUGUUGAUGAGUCUAAGGUUGACAAGAAGCUUUUGAAGAGGUAUUUUGAAGAGCAUCCCCAUGAAAACCUUCCAGAUUUUUCUAAUAAGUACGUUAUCUUUCGACGUGGAAUUGGAAUUGAUCAGACAACUGAUUUCUUUUUCAUGGAGAAAGUGGACAUGCUCAUUGCACGCCUUUGGUCAUUUAUUUUGAGACGAACAAAGCUAGAAAAACUUUUUAGCAGGAGGUUAGGCAGUCGUAAGAAGGACCCAAAGAAGGAUGAUGAAAUUAAUUCUGAAGCCAUUCAAGAUGAUCUAUACGUUGAACGACACCGUCUUGAAAAUAUGGAACUAAGUUUCCGCAAUUUGCUGACCAAGGUUACAAUCCAAGAGCCUACCUUUGAUAGGAUAAUUGUUGUUUACAGGAGAGCAAGUACAAAAUUAAAACCAGAACGAGGAAUAUAUGUGAAACAUUUUAAAAACAUUCCGAUGGCCGAUAUGGAGAUAGUUCUUCCUGAAAAGAAAAAUCCAGGAUUAACUCCACUAGACUGGGUCAAGUUCCUGAUCUCUGCUGUGGUUGGGCUGGUUGCUGUGAUUAGUUCCCUCCAAAUGACUGAACGUGAUCUUUGGGUCAUUAUCGCGGUCCUUUCCACAGUGAUUGGUUAUUGUGCUAAGACAUACUUCACGUUUCAGCAAAACUUGGCUACAUAUCAGAAUUUAAUCACACAGUCCAUGUACGACAAACAACUAGAUAGUGGGAAGGGCACUCUUCUUCACUUGUGUGAUGAUGUGAUCCAGCAAGAACCGUACAUGAGUUUUAUUGGCUUUAUGAAGCUUUUGGGGAUGUUUUUGGCAGAAGUAGUUUCUGAAAUCUGA
Messenger RNA from Pistacia vera, 1409 nucleotides. RefSeq lists its product as uncharacterized. Lineage: Eukaryota; Viridiplantae; Streptophyta; Magnoliopsida; Sapindales; Anacardiaceae. The record is from RefSeq and is a predicted model, not a curated record. The transcript has 13 exons. The coding region runs from base 159 to 1409 and encodes 416 amino acids.